UCUAAGAAGGAUGUCAUCAGACCCCCGGCACAGUGGCCAUGGACUUCCUGGUCUGGAGAACUGUGGGAAAUGGGUUUCUAUUUUUAGUAAACUACCCUCGUCUGUCCUCUUCUGUUACAGCAACAGAGACUAACUGAAACUGAAAGUUUCACCAAACGACCCCGUCUUCAAACUGGACACAUGAGCAGCAUAUGCCUCUUCAGAGAUGUUGCUAUCAUCAAAAGUGGAAAAAGGAGAAAGAGAAGGGCCUACUCUAGGCUGGACGGGGCCAAGGAGCAGCACCAGCAGCACCAGCAGCACCAGCAGGACCAGCACCAGCAGCACCAGCAGCAGCAGCAGCAGCAGCAGCAGCAGCAGCAGCACCAGCAGCACCAACAGCACCAGCAGCACCAGCAGCACCAGCAGCACCAGCAGCACCAGCAGCACCAACAGCACCAGCAGCACCAGCAGCACCAGCAGCACCAGCAGCACCAGCAGCACCAACAGCACCAGCAGCAGCAGCAGCACCAACAGCACCAGCAGCACCAGCAGCAGCAGCAGCAGCAGCAGCACCAGCAGCACCAGCAGCACCAGCAGCACCAGCACCAGCAGCACCAGCACCAGCAGCACCAACAGCACCAGCAGCAGCAGCAAAAUCAAAUGGACAAAAUCCCAGGCAUGAUGAUAUUUGAAAUCCCAGAAACAAAAAAUCUGGAAAGAAUUUAAAAAGUAGAAGAAAAAAAUUCAAAUAUUUUGAUCAUCCAGAGUGAGCAUCAUCCAAGCUACCAACUGGAUGAGGACUUCCAGCCCUGGCUCUAUUCACUUUUUUUUUUUUAAAUCUUGAAGUUGUUAUGAUCAUGUGAUACAUUCAAAUUGUGCAUAAUGACAUUUAAGCCUAUUUUCUCUGCUUAUAAAAGAAUUGCGUGCUCAUCACAGAAAAGCUGCUUCUUGGUGGCAUAUUGACUGUUAUCAUCCAGUGACUAUCCAAAGAUCCAGGCUCAUCAUUAUGAGUUUCGAAGACACAGAAAAUUAACACCCUAGUUUUUGGCAGCCAAAAUGGUCAUUAUGUUGUUCUCUGUAUCUGUGCAUUUUCUGGAAGGGGAACAAAAAGACCCUUUUGUUUAGCUGAUCGCACACCAUAGCCACAUAUAGAAAGACUGGUCAUUGGCAGCAAGUGUCAGAAUUUAAUCUUUGGCAUUUUAUAUGGAUGUCAGGUCUGGCAAGAUGAGAGGGUCAGUGUAUGCCUCCUUGAUAUGAAGGCGAGAGGCCACCUUCCACUUUCUCCAUCUUGGGUCUGUGUAACAUUCUAGGGAGAGGAGAGGGAAGGUUGAAGUUCAUGUCUGCAGCAACCAAGAAGAAGCUGUGUUCCAUUAAAACCUGGACAUAACCAAUGUAAAUCCAGAGAUGGGGUGACCCGGGAGUGCCUGUACCUUGUCAGUCGUGUGUGCAGAUGACCUUUAAGGGGCUUAUGAGACCCACUUAUGGGCAUAUCUUCCUAGCUGCAUAUUCCAUGAACAGGUAGAAAAACACUGGCACCUUUUGGCAUUGUCAUUUCAGAAAUUACCAAAUGCUACGGUUCGUGUUUUCUUUCUCCAACUCCAAAACGCAACCAAUCGCUAAUGCACACCACACUGCCUUGGAUGCCCUGAAGCAAAAAAUUAUGGAAGAACAAGUCCUACAGGCUUCAGAAGCUGAGGCCUUUCCUUUAGUCCUGUGAACUACAACUCUCAUGGUGCCCUGUGACAUGGAGAGUCAUGCCUACUUAGGAUCUUCUGUCUGUGGUAGGACGGGGAAGUAAGAGAGACCAAGAUGGGGUGUGAUAUACCAACUAUGUUGUAUAAUACUCACAGCAGCUCACAUGUGGUAGUGGUUUCCAAAUUGUUGUGUUUGGGGGGGAAAAAAGCAUCAUUUCCAUUGUUCUUUGCUCUGUGCCUUGAAUCUUUUAAUCAAUUUAUAUAUUAAAAAAGAAUCACACCUA
Mus musculus (house mouse) is the source of this 1957-nucleotide messenger RNA. RefSeq names its product glutamine repeat protein 1 (gene Glrp1). The record is from RefSeq and is marked validated. The transcript has 3 exons. NCBI's taxonomy places the organism in Eukaryota, Metazoa, Chordata, Mammalia, Rodentia, Muridae. Bases 181 to 705 code for a protein of 174 amino acids.